UCGUACGCUAACUGUGCUAUUAAAUUUACAGUUUUCUCCUUCGUUUCAAACUUCGUCACGAUCUUUUUGAUUUUAUUCAGUAUUGUUGACUUACUCUUCACUCGAAAUAAUUUUCUCGAUAGACCCACAACACGAUGGAAUACGCGGCAAAUCUAUUAAUCUUGUUUGCCAUCAUUUCCUCUGUUGAGGUAGUCCCGUAUGAUAGAUUUAUCCAACAUAAUAAGUCAGAAGAUUACAACAUCCGAAACAAUGUGCGGGAUAGUGUCAGUGGCAGUAUAUGUCCUCCAUUUGGAAAAAACGCAAAAUUCGAGGUAGAGACUAUACAAACUAAGUCACCGAUGUACGGAUGUGCCUAUAUGGGAAAUACAACUCAAAUGACCACUGCUGAAUCGUUCCAUUUGUGGUUGGAGCGUCCUGUGGAAACAAUGGCACAUGGACAUUGCAACAACAUGCAGAAUAUGGACCAUUUCAUAUUUGAGUGUGUGUCAAAAAAUAUCCCGAUCAAUAAAUACGAAGUUGAAUUGGGCUGGCAGUACAUAUCACUACUAGAACAUACCGCUGACGAAAACAUGCAAAACAAAACAAAGAAACGAUUCCACAGAUGUGCAUUGUACGAUAUGAGAGACCAAGACGAUAGGAUGGUUAGAAUAAUCCGGAUGGUGAUUAGCAAGCCGAUAGCAGGAGACUAUUUUAAUGUACGCCAAUGCAAAGGGUUGUCGGAACUUUUGGAUCGGGAUGAGCUGCCAAUCAUCCCCGAGGGAUCACGAUAUUGGCCCGAUGGUUCCAUGUAUUUAUAUUUAUUAGGAAGAAAGGCAAACAGCUUUAUGACUACCAAUAAAAAUUCAGUAACUAGUCUUACAACUACCACCAUCAGUAGUCCAUCGACAACCACUAUUACCAGUCGUCCAUCGACAACCACUACCACCAGCCGUCCAUCAACCACUACUAUGACUACACUUCCCACAACAACUUCAACUACCACCGCUCAUUAUAGUAUAGACGAUUUCUUUCGUGAUUUUAUAAUUGAUAAUAAUAGUUAAAUUUCA
Molecule: messenger RNA, 1046 nt
Organism: Myzus persicae (green peach aphid)
Lineage: Eukaryota; Metazoa; Arthropoda; Insecta; Hemiptera; Aphididae
Exons: 4
Coding region: 135-1040 (301 amino acids)
Source: RefSeq, a predicted model, not a curated record